CACCCCUUCCCUGAAGAGGUCCUGGGCCCGGCCAGCUUCCUGCCUGCGGAGCACAGAAGCGCAGCUCACAGAGCACAGCUCCCAUUUGCUAUUUCCACAUGGAGCUGGGGCGAAACCGUGCUCCUUAAUUUUAUAACAUUUGGGAAACAGGACGCAGGGGGUCAAAAUGAAAGCCCUCAUCUUUGCAGCCGCUGGAGCCAUGCUUCUGUCACCCACUUUCUGUGGAAGCGGUAUGGACAAUGAUGCAGAGGACUUGGCAAAGCCAACAAUGCCUGUUAGGGCCUAUCGAGGAGCUCCCACAAGUGUUUUUGAACCGUUCCCCUUUCCUAACUACGAAGACUGGACAGGAAGCACACCUGAAAAAAUAAAGUGCCCUGAAGGAAGUGUUUCAAAGCUCCACGUGAGCAAUGCCACCAUUGGGUAUCUGAGCAGCUCCUUAAGUACCAAACUGAUACCUGCCAUCUACAUCCUGGUGUUCGCAGUGGGUAUGCCAGCCAACGCCGUGACCUUGUGGAUGCUCUUUUUCAGGACCAGAUCCAUCUGUACGACCACCUUCUAUAUCAACUUGGCCACCGCAGACUUUCUCUUCUGUGCCACGCUGCCCUUUAAAAUUGCCUACCACCUCAAUGGAAACAACUGGAUAUUUGGAGAGGUCAUGUGCCGGGCCAUCACCGUCAUCUUUUAUGGCAACAUGUACUGCUCCAUUCUGAUCCUCGCCUGCAUCGGCGUCAGCCGCUACCUAGCCGUUGUCCAUCCUUUCACGUACCGGCGGCUGCCCAAGCGCACCUAUGCUUUGGUAACAUGUGGACUGGUGUGGGCAACUGUUUUCUUGUCCAUGCUGCCGUUUUUCAUUCUGAAGCAAGAGAAUUAUCUUGUCCACAGGGACAUCACCACCUGCCACGAUGUCCACAACGUAUGCGAGUCUUCAUCUCUCUUCCAACUCUACUACUUCAUCUCCUUGGCAUUCUUUGGAUUCUUAAUUCCAUUUGUGGUCAUUAUCUACUGCUACACAGUCAUCAUUCAGACGCUUAAUGCAUAUGAUCAAAGGUGGUUGCGGUAUGUCAAGACGAGUCUCCUCAUUCUUGUGAUUUUUACCAUUUGCUUUGCUCCCAGCAAUAUUAUACUUAUUAUACACCAUGCCAACUACUACUAUAACACCGACGGCUUAUACUUUAUCUAUCUCAUAGCUUUGUGCCUUGGCAGUCUGAAUAGUUGCUUAGAUCCAUUCCUUUAUUUUCUCAUGUCAAAAAUCACAGAUCAGUCCACGGCUUAUCUUACAAUAGUGAAAUCACCAUAGAAAACGAUGGAAGCUAUCUGUGAAAACACACAUGCUUGGGACCACAUGUGUGUUAAGUGCAAGGAGCUCCAUUCUCCAGCUCCCUUUUGAAGUUCCUAAGAGACAGUGCUUCAAAUACAACACUAUCAGUAUUUUAUGAACAUCAAUGCAGGAGAAAAGUUAUCACCACUCUCUCUAUGGUAGUGGAUACAUUAACCUGACUGGCACUUUAAGCUCCUUAUCGCUCCCUCUUCCCUACUUCUAUAAGUUUCUACUCUAGAUGAAUCAAAGGAGAAUGGGACAAGGGACAAUGAUAAAAGCAUGGAGAGAAGCUAAUAUCUCAGAUUUUGGUACCUGGCAUCAUUUUUUAUUCUUCCAUUUUCAUGCUUGGGGGCUACCUCAUUAGCUGAUUCCACCUUUGUAAUAUCUCUUACUAGGAUCCAUUAUGUUAGUCCCAUCUUCGCCUUCCAACCAUUCUCUUCCCAGACAACCUAUCCUCCACUGCCAGAUUUUCCUUCCUCAAAUAUCAGUUUGAAUACUUCACUCAACCCUCCCCGCACAUCAACCUCACUGCAGCAUUAUUUAUGAUAACCAAGCCAUGAAAGCAACCCAAGUGCCCCUCCAUAGAUAA
Molecule: messenger RNA, 1907 nt
Organism: Pipistrellus kuhlii (Kuhl's pipistrelle)
Lineage: Eukaryota; Metazoa; Chordata; Mammalia; Chiroptera; Vespertilionidae
Gene: F2RL2
Product: coagulation factor II thrombin receptor like 2
Exons: 3
Coding region: 167-1297 (376 amino acids)
Biological process (GO): phospholipase C-activating G protein-coupled receptor signaling pathway; thrombin-activated receptor signaling pathway; blood coagulation
Cellular component (GO): membrane
Molecular function (GO): thrombin-activated receptor activity
Source: RefSeq, a predicted model, not a curated record